This is a messenger RNA of Saccostrea echinata, 12644 nucleotides long. Its product is annotated as serine-rich adhesin for platelets-like. Gene Ontology annotation, biological process: cell-matrix adhesion. Bases 1 to 10695 code for a protein of 3564 amino acids. Gene Ontology annotation, cellular component: membrane. Lineage: Eukaryota; Metazoa; Mollusca; Bivalvia; Ostreida; Ostreidae. Gene Ontology annotation, molecular function: calcium ion binding. The record is from RefSeq and is a predicted model, not a curated record. The transcript has 45 exons.
AUGUCGAUCAGUGGGGAAACCACACCAGAGGACACGACAGUUGUUGACUCUUCCACAUCUUCACCAGAGUCUUCAACAGUAUCGGACACAUCUAGCAAUGAAACCACCACCACGGCCUCUGUGUCCAACAGCACGGAAACCACCACCGAGGGUGCUAAUAUGCAAUCAACCACAACUUCACAGGUGGUGGAGUCUACUUCUGAACCAACUACUACAGAUGACGUGGGAGAAACAACUACCACAGCAGAUGAAAGCUCAGCGCCAUCUUUUAUUACCUCAACUAUCACACUAGAUUUAAAUAAUACACUUAGCAAUACAGAUCUUUAUACAACAUAUUCAACAAUUUCCACAACAUCAGAUAAUCUAGGCACACAAUCAACGACAGCACUAUUAACAACAUUACAAACCCAGUCAGAAGAUACUACGGAAUCAUCAACAGAUUUUCAAUUAACAACCUCUACUGCCUCAGUAAUCACAACAGAAUCCCAAUUAACGACAUCCUCUACGACAGCUUUCACUGAACAGACAACAGCAGAGUCUUCUUCCUCAACUUCCACUUUAUCAGUUAUCACUGCAGAGUCGACCAUGAAGUCCCAAACAACUACCACUUUAUCAGUUGACACAACACAAAGUUCAACAGAAUCCCCGUCACCAACCUCCACUUUAUCACUUAACACUGCACAGUCGACCAUAGAGUCUCCAUCAACAACUUCUAUUUCAUCAGUUGACACUUCACAGACUUCAACGGACUCCCAAUCAACAAUUUCCACUUUAUCAGUUGACGUUACACAGACUUCAACGGAAUCAGCAUCAACAACGUCAACUUUAUCAAUUGACACUACACAGACGUCAACAGAAUCCCUGUCACCAACUUCCACUUUAUCAGUUAUCACUGCACAGUCGACUACAGAGAUCCCAUUAUCAACUUCCACUUUAUCAGUUGACACUUCACAGACGUCAACAGAAUCCUCAUUACCAACUUCGACUUUAUUAGUUCACACUACAGAGACCUCAAGAGAAUCCCCAUCAACAACUUCUACUUUAUCAGUUGACACUGCACAGACUUUAACUGAAUCCUUAUCAACAACUUCCACUUUAUCAGUUGACACCACAAAGAGUUCAACAAAAACACCAUCAUCAGCUUCCACUUUAUCAGUUGACACUACACAGAUUUCAACAGAAUUCCCAUCAACAACCUCCACUUUAUCAGUUGACGGUACAAAAAUUUCAACAGAAUUCCUAACAACAUCUUCCACUUUAUUGGUUGACACUACACUGACUUCAACAGAGUCCGCAUCAACAAUUUCCACUUCAUCAGUUGACGUUACACAGACUUCAACGGAAUCAACAUCAACAGCUUCCACUUUAUCUGUUGACACUUCACAGACGUCAUCGGAAUCCUCAUCACCUACCCCCACUUCAUCAGUUAUCAAUGCACAGUCAACUAAGGAGUCCCAGACAAAUUCCACUUUAUCAGUUGACACUUCACAGACUUCCACAGAAUCCCCGUCACCAUCUUCCACUCCAUUAGUUAUCACUACACUGUCAAGCACAGAGUUCCCAUCAACAACGUCCACUAUAUCAGGUAACACAUCACAGAUGACCAUAGAAUUAUCUUCAACAACUUCCAUUCCAUCAUCACUCAUUACUAGUUCGACAAAAGAACCUUCAUCAACAAUAUCCACGCAUUCAUUAGAUAACACUACACAGUCUUUCACAGAUUCCCGAUCAACAAUAUCCACUCCAUUAGAAAUCAAUUCACAGUUAGCAACAGAAUUCCCAUCAAAAACUUCGUUUCCCUCACUUAUCACUAUACAGUCGACACAAGAGUCUCAAUCAACAACCAACCCUUCAUCAGAUAUUACUACUUCAGUAUCCCCAGUAACAAUUUCCACUCCAUUACUGAUCCAUACACAGUCAACAUCAGAUCUAGAUUCAACACCAACAACUUCAACUCCAUCUGUUACCACUAUAAGUUCAACAAAAGAGCAUUCAUCAACAAUUUUCAUGCAUUCAGUAGUUUCCUCACGGCUAACUACAAAAUCCCCAUCAACAACUUCUACUCAGUCUGAUGUAACUGCAGAUUUAACUGCACCUUCCUCAUAUCCAACUAUUACACAGUCAGGUAUCAAUACACAUUCGGCAACAGAAUCCCUGUCUACAUCUUCCACUACAUCAUUUCAAAUAAGCACCACCUACACUCAACCAGAUUUUAUGUCUUCUUUAAAAUCUACAGCAUUUGCGAACAGUCAAUCGACAUCAGAAAACAUGUUAUUAUCAACAGAAAACACAGAUACGUCAAUAACCUCAGAGUAUAUGUCAACAUCUUCUGAUUUAUCAACAGAAUACACCUCAGCAUUUAUAAAUUCUACAACAGAUAAUCCUUAUCAUACAACCACACAAGUGAAUCAUGCAUCCACGUCAACAGCACAUAACUUGUACGAUACAUCGCCUUCAACAUUUCAUUCAACAGAGACAACAGAUCAUACAUUUUCGUUAUUUGGUGAUUCAUCAACGGUAGAUACACUAACAAGUUUCACAACGACGACAAUAUUCCCCACAUCUCCAGAAUAUACAACAGUUUCGACAGAGAAUUCAAUGACUCCAACAGAGUAUUCAUCAUCCACUGAAUAUGCAUCAACGUCGUCAGAGAAAACAUCGACCCAUAGCUCCACAUCAGAAGAUUACAUGUCGCCUUCGUUGCAAACCUCAUCAAGCAAAUCUUUCAAUCAGACAGAUGCAGCAAUUAUAUCAACCACAAAUAAUAUCAUACUAUCUACAACCCAUUCUAUCAGUGAUGUGACAAAUAAUAUUGACACAACGUACAAGGAACAAACAAUGACGACAGGACAAACACCAUCAGUAACAGAGUCACGCACAUCCACACAGCAACAGACUGAAUUGGCAACCUACAGGCGCACAUCUGUGCAAGCAACAUCAACAACUCAAGACACAAUAACAGCGGAACAACAUACAACUACUGACGUACAUGCCUCUCAGGAUACAUCUACAAGACUACUUGAUGUGACAGCGCCAACAGCUGUCAUGCACUCUACUAUGGACACCGUAACUUCAAAUCAACAGUCAACUACAACAAUGAAUGAACAGACUUCACAAUAUACAUCUACCGUCGAACAAAAAACAUCGACAUCAAUGCACACACAUACAACGCAAUACACAACUUCAUCUGAACAAAAAGCAACUACAACAUUACACUUAGGUACAACACAAUUUCUAGAUACAACAUCUACCCUUGGUGAUGUCAGUCCAACAGAAACUCUUUCACCAACCUCUACACUAGCUGAUACCACAACUUCAACCCAAGAAUUAACAACAGCAGCGAUGCAACAAACUACAACUAUGGAAAACUUGAUGAGAACAAAUGUACAAGAUACAAAAGCAACAGAAACGGAAUCAACAACAAGUCAUGAAUCAACGACUCCAAUGGAAAUAACAACAACAAGGCCACAAGCAGAAACAACAACAACACUGGCAGCAGCAGAGACAACAACAAAAAUGGCAACAGUAGAAACAACAACAACAAUUGCACCAGCAGAAACAACCAUCAUAACUUCUCCUGGUGAGACCACAGCAGUGAAGGUUUCAGAAACAACUUCAACAAUGCCUGCAGUAUAUACAACAACAACACCAGCAAAAACAACAUCGGUUAUACCAGAGGAAACUACUACAAAAGAGGUGCUAGAAGAAACAACAACAACAAAAGUGGUACAAGAAGAAACAACAACAAAAGUGGUGCAAGAAGAAACAACAACAACAAAAGUGGUACAAGAAGAAACAACUACAAGAGCAGUACCAGCAGAAACAACAACAACAGCGGUUCCAGCAGAAACAACUACAACGAAGGCACCAGCAGAGACGUCAACAGUGGCACAAGAAGAAACCACAAAAACAAUGGCUUCAGAAGAAACAACAACGGUGGUAUCAUCAGAAAUGACAACAACUGUGGCACCAGUAGAAAAAACCACAACUUCUCGAGAUGAAACCACAACAGUGAAGGUUCCAGAAACAACUACAACAGCCCCUGCAGUAGAUACAACAACAACAACAGUCGCUCCUACUACCACAGUGGACAGAUGUGCUGGUGUUAAUUGUAACAAUGGAACGUGCACACCGUCUACAAGUUCCUCUGCUGGAUACAUUUGUCAAUGUAAAGCAAACUACACAGGGAACUCUUGUCAGUUUGCUGAAGCUAUGUAUUCUCAAUGGACUGCAUGGGGGGCAUGUGACCAAGAUUGUAAAGGUGGGGUAAAGAACAGGACACGAAGCUGCACCGACGUCACCGGCGCAGAUCGAGGCUCAGACUGUGGGGCCGAUUUAUUAGAGGAAAUAGCAUGCGAGAAUCUACCGGACUGUGUCGUAACGACUAACCCUUGCCAAGACUCGGUCAACCCUUGUCUGUCUGACGGUGUAGCUCAUACAUGUUUGGUGAAGAGUGACGGGUCGUUUCGUUGUUUGUGUCAGGAGGGGUACAUCAAAGACAACAACAACGUAUACUGUAACAAUGAAAACGAGUGUUUAAGAACAAACAACGACUGUAAGGACGUGAACACUAAUUCAUUCAAAGUGGGCGUGUCUGGUUGUAAGGAUACUAUAGGAAAUUACUCCUGUACCUGUCAAAGCGGAUUUACUUAUAACAGCGACGCCAGGACCUGCACAGAUAUCAACGAGUGCAGUAGCUCAUCAACAAACAAUUGUGACAUCCAAGAGCGGGCCAUUUGUACCAACACACCUGGAAGUUUUACAUGUGCCUGUAAAUCAGGAUAUCAAGGGGCGGGGACUACGGGGACAUGCACAGAGAAACGAUUGAUGUCCCAUACCGGACAUACUAAGCUGAAUUCCAAUGAUGAAUUCUCCUCCUACUUCUUCCCCAACUUUGCCAUUCCCUUCGGCACUCAUCUGUAUCCGUCAUUCUAUUUUACAAGGAGUGGAUUACUGCUGUUUACAACAAUCACAAGUGAUACCGUCAGUAUCGGAAAACGGAAGUCUUUUACGAACCCCACCAAGUUCGUCAUUGAUAGUUCCUUCCAAGAAAAAGCUGCUGUUGCCCCAUGGUGGUCAAACAUGAUUAUCAGUUCCGGGGUGAGCGCAGAUAAUGGAAUGUAUUACAAAGAGUACUCACCUGACGUGACGUCAGACAAUAAUGUCAUGGUAGCCAAGGCAGCAGAAAUUGCCGGAAAAUUUAGUGUCACCGGAUUUAUCCCAAAAUACAUGGUGGUGAUUACAUGGUACAAGAUGGAGCAAAAUCAAAGUCCUGCAACGCCAUCUCAAACUGUGACAUUCCAGCUCAUCCUGAUCACAGACUUCAAACACUCCUUCGUCAAGGUUACUUAUGAGGACAGAGAAAUGAAGUGGAAGGUACUGGAUUCGGUUGGGAAUUACCCAGUCAGGAUUGGGACCCUCAAACAGGGAGGAUCUGCCGUAGAAUAUGCUCAGUCUUACCUUGAUCUUUUGAAUGAUGCAGCAAACAAACCUAAAAUACAGACAAUAGAUGAGAUUGUCAUUUCGCCAGCUACAAAUAAAGGUCGUUCAUACUAUCGUCUGUCAGAGACAUCCCCGAUUGAACAUCCGGGUCUGCUGUGUUCAGAGUGGAUAAUCGCUGACGCCAGCGACAGCAAUAAACCUGUUGUGAGUGCGGAGGUGACGAAGUGCCCACCCACCCUACUACAGAAGACAGACACUCUAGUGCAGUACACAGAAGCAGGGAUUCCAAACUCUAUGGCGUGUUUUGCAACAAGAAGCGCCAUGUCUUCAACAUCAAGCGAUGCACGCACCAUACGUUGUUGCUAUGACAACACCAAUAAAGGACUGGUUCUAGAUCACGUGUUAGCCAAGGGGUUUAACACUUACAGGCGUCACUCAGGACAAGCACAAACAGAUGCUGACAAUAUGUAUGGUAAAUGCUGUGAUGCCAACAACUCAUACGCUUCCAAGGCAGAUCUCUGUCAAGGCUUCCUCGAGAGACGUCCUGUCUGUACCUUUGACAAUUUUGUCGCCAGUGGCGCCGGUGGUGCCUUGGGUGAUCCCCAUCUAACUACACUAGACGGCUUGUCCUUUACCUUUAACGGGCAUGGGGAAUUUGUUUUGUUAAUAGCUUCGGAGGUGGAGGUUCAAGGACGAUUUUCACCGCUAGUCAAUCAAGAUGGUCAGAAAAGCGCAACCUUCAUUAGUUCCAUUGCUGGCAAACAAAGCACUCCUAACAGUGACAAGGUUGAAAUUCGCCUUAAUUCUGCUAAAGAUAAUGCAGAAAUCCUGAAAAAUGGUGGUGUUGAAAACGUGGACUUGUCCAAUGAUAUAGACUGGAAUGAAGUGUCUAUCAGUAAGACAGAGGCAAACAACGUUACCACAUGGAAAAUGAUCUUCAGUGAUGGUCUGACAGCAGGUGUUCAACUGAAAAAUGAAAUGUUCCAACUGGUCAUCGAUUCUGCUGCCAAAUACAAAAACAACUUCCAAGGACUUCUGGGUAACUUUAACGACGAUAGUACAGACGACUUUAAAGCUCCAAAUGGAACAGUGACGCCAUCAACCUCUACAGAGGAAAUCAUAUAUAACUAUGGAAAAACAUGGCAAAAUAAUGAUUCCAGCACCCUAUUCACAUACAAUGGCAGCGACACUUGGAAUACCCAUAUUGACGAGUCUUACACACCAGUGUUUUUCAAUCCUGAUCUUACUGUCAUGUUUCCCAAUUCAACCAAACGCUCCACUGCCAUAAGUACAUGUAAUAGUGGAGCUGCAACGGAUGACAACCCAGCAUUGCGUCGGGAAUGUUACUUCGACUUUAAAAUAACAGAAAAUGCUGCCUUAGCUUCUUCUACCUCUGAAACAAAGAGUGCGCUAGAGGAAACAAAAUCCACUCUAGCAAACUAUCCACCAGAAAUUAAUAAUGGAAAUGUGACGUUUGAAGUAUCUGUCGGACAGACGUUUACAUUUCAACUGGAUGCCACAGACAAGAAUUCUGGCGAUACCAUUUACUUCCUGUUGAACGAUGACGCACCAUCAGGACUGGCAAUAGAUAACUCCACCAAGGUGUUGACGUGGACAAACGUCCCUGACAUUAACAGUGCGGUGAUUCAAAUCACAGUCUCUGAUGGGAAGGCGCAGUCAUUAUGGACGCCAAAAACAGAGCUUUGUAAAUGUCAGAACGGUGGCCAUUGUGACUUCAGUGUUAGCAGCAGUAAUCAGUUUGUUGUCGUUCCCUGUGUCUGCGUGGCGGGAUACGAUGGGACUUAUUGUGAGAAUGACGAGGACGGUUGUGCAGAUGGUCCCUGCUGGCCGGGGGUUGUCUGUACCGAUGUCUUGGCACGAGAUCUCAGCACCACACCCGCUGGCUUCACGUGCGGAUCGUGUCCGACUCAUCUUGAUGGGAAUGGAAUCACGUGCACAGAUAAGGAUGAAUGUGUUAAGAACUCACCUCCUCCUUGUGCUCAUAACUGUACCAAUAUCCCAUUUGGAUUUACCUGCUCUUGUGCUGACGGCUAUGUCCUAGGCGGAGAUGCUAAAAGCUGUUCUGAUAAGGAUGAGUGCUUGACGAAUGCUGACCAGUGUGAUGAUGCAACAACAACCUGUCUAAAUAACAUUGGUGGGUACAGCUGUCCUUGUAAAACAGGGUACAAACGAGAGACAACUUAUGCUUGCACUGACAUAGACGAGUGUUCAAACUCCUCCAUUCAGUGUCCCGCUAACUCCCAGUGUAGGAACAAUGUUGGAAGUUACACAUGUGUUUGUAACCAUGGAUAUCGCAAAAAUACGCAGACAAAUACCUGUGAGGAUGUGGAUGAGUGCGCAGGCUCAAACAAUUGUGCCCAGAAAUGUGUGGACGGAGUUGGAACCUACACAUGUGACUGUAACACAGGAUAUAAAUUAAAUACAACCGACAAAAUCAGUUGUAUACCUGAUAACGAAUGCACAACUGAACAGAAGAACAACUGUGAUGGUGGAAAUGAAAGAGCGUCCUGUGCAGUGUCUAGUGGACAAGUCUACUGCAUUUGUCCUUCUGGUUUUGCCCUGAAUGCCAGCAAUUACUGCAUAGACAUUGAUGAGUGUACCACAAAUGCUGACACCUGUGUUGAUGCUACGAGCACUUGUGAGAACAAUGAAGGAGGAUUCAAGUGCAAUUGUAAAACCGGGUACAGUGGACAGGAUGCGUAUACAUGUACAGAUAUCAAUGAAUGCACCAACGGAUCUCACAACUGUAUUUCACCCGCUACCUGUCAGAACAAUGACGGGGGGUUCACUUGUCAGUGUCCCUCAGGGUACAACAAAGGAGUCAAUGGUCGUUCUUGUGUUGACAUUGAUGAAUGUGCCUCCGCCGCCACACACGCCUGUGAUAAGGUACAUGGCAGCUGUACUAACAAAAAUGGAGGAUACGAUUGCAGCUGUAACACUGGAUUUGUCGGGGAUGGGUACAACUGUGCAGAUGUAAACGAGUGUGCUCCUGGUGGCUCUAGUAAUUGCACACAAACCUGCACCAACAACAUUGGAAGUUACUCUUGCUCCUGUUUAAAUGGAUAUACGCUGAAUGCCAAUGGAUAUACCUGUAAUGAUAUUAAUGAGUGCUUGGAUUCUGCAGCCAAUGGUUGCUAUGACAAUAGCCAAUGUACAAACACCGAUGGCAGUUACACCUGCUCUUGCCCUACAGACUUUCGAUUAAAAGGCGACGGAAGAACCUGUGAAUCCAUUUACAAAUGUGACAAUAACCAUGGAUGCAAUUACACGUGUGGAAAAGUAAAUGGUCAAGAUACGUGUUCUUGUCCAGCAGGGUACCAGUUAGAUAGUACCGGGAAGAAUUGUGAAGACGUUGAUGAGUGUGCAAAUACAACUUUACAUCGGUGUGAGUCAAGCAACAAUGUGGUAUGUGUCAACACCAUAGGAUCACACGUGUGUAACUGUGUGAAUAGCUCGUACGUUAAAUCACAGGAAACAAUAUGUGUGGAUAAGGACGAAUGCUUACAAGGAACUGCUAACUGUCCUUCGAACUCGCAGUGUAAUAAUCUUGAUCCUGGCUUCGAAUGUAACUGUGUACAAGGGUACAGAAAGGUUGGCGCUACAUGUCUGGACAUUGACGAAUGUGCAAGUUCUAAUUAUAAUAACUGUAAUGACACGUUAGCCACCUGUACCAACACACAGGGGGCAUACACUUGUACCUGCAACACGGGAUACUCUGGAGACGGAAGAACAUGCACUGAUGUGGAUGAAUGUGCUGAAAAUACACAUAACUGUGACAGCCGGCCAGAGAGGAGGACGUGUACUAAUACUGUUGGCUCUUUCACCUGUAAUUGUAGUGAUGGAUACAUUCUGGCCAGUGAUGGCAGGACAUGUAACGAUGUGGAUGAAUGCUCUGGAAGCCAUGGUUGCCAACAAACUUGUGUAAAUAAAGCUGGUGGAUAUGAAUGCGCAUGUCAGCUUGGUUAUAGACUUGAUGCUAAUCAAAGGAAUUGUAGCGUGGAGGCAGAGUGUGAAGCAGCAAAGAAAGCUACGUGUCAGGACAAUCGAUGUGCAAAGGUAAACGGUACUGAUACGUGUUCAUGUAAUACGGGCUACCAACUGGCUGCUGAUGGGACCACCUGUAAUGAUGUUAAUGAAUGUAACAACUCUCCCUGCUAUGCGACCAACAGUGCUUGUACAAACACGGUGGGGUCAUAUACCUGCUCCUGUAUAAAUGAAUAUAUACUGGGUCCCAAUAAUGUGUGUAAAGAUCGCAAUGGCGGCCUGUCAGCCUGGUCAGCAUGGGGUGCAUGUUCCCUGACUUGUGGUAAUGGGACCCAAACAAGAACACGGUCAUGCAAUAACCCUACCCAAGAAGGAGCGGGGGCACCUUGCACUGGAGAGACAUCAGAAAUACAAAGCUGUAACCCCAAUAUUUGCCCACCAAAUCAAGUAGAAAAGGAUUAUGGCGUUUUAGUGCAGUACAAAGGACUGCCUGUGGCCAAGUUUACGACAAAAGUACGAGCAGAAUUUACUACCAAAGUGGCAGAGGGGAUUAAUAGCUAUUGUAAUGAGAACAAUGAUAAACUCAGACAAUGUUGUAAUAGUCAAUCUACCUACGUACCAAAUCCAAGCAGCCCCCUAGGUUUUACAAAAGCGGAACAAAUCGCCAUUGCGGAUGGGUAUCCACGAGAAAUAAAUACAAUCACAGAGUUCCUGAUUGUUGUGAAGGCUGAUAACACCAAUGCUCUAUGUUCUGCCACGUCCUCCAAAAGAAAGAGGAAGAGGCGUGGCAUUGUGCUCGGCAGUCUAGAGAUAGCUAUUCCACAAACUGUCCUACAGAAAAUUUUACAAGAUACAACUAUACAAGAUAAUAUCGUCCAGAAACUGAAAGAUGCUAUAAAGCAAGAAACAGGAGAUGAUCUUAACAUACAAGCGGGAGAAAUUCUAUUGGUCACAGAACCUGCUCCCACUACGAAAACAACUUCCAAGGCUUGGGUUAUUCCUGUGGCAGUUGUGGGGGCAAUACUUGGUGUUAUUAUAGUCAUACUCAUCAUUCUUGUUCUCAUCAAAAUGAGUAAGAAGAAUAAAGUCAAUCCAGAAGAGCGUCACGCCAAUCCUUUGAAUGACCCCAACCACCCCAUAAAUAACCCACCUCAGCAGCAACAACAGAUAGUGGGUCAAAAUCCUAGUCAACGCCCCACAGAUCAGGGGCCAGAUCCUCCCCAGGGAGACCAGAACACCAACAGCUAAUAGUAACCCAAUGCAAACGUGAUUCUUCAAUGGACAUGCUCAAAAAUUAUAUAUUUUGUACAAAUUUAAAAAAAUGAAGGAAUUUUUUAAUGAUUUCUAUUAUUAUGAUGGUAUUAAUUACUCCAUAUUGAUGUUAAUGGGAUUUAUGUACAACAACAAGAGUUGUACACAUGACCACAUAGGUCAUUGAUUGUCUGAAAGCAUUAUGCUCUUUAUAAAAAAUGAACUGUAUUUAGCACAAUGCAAUAUCGCAGUCACAGUGAAGAUUUCUAGAGGGUGGUUUAAACAUACACUUUUUAAUGGCUAUUUUUGGUAGCAUGUAUACAUCCAUUAUCUUUUAGCAAACAAACAUAAGGGGUCAUGCUAUGAAGCCGAGAAUUAAGAAAUUGCUAGUAUUAAAGCUCAGUCAAACUGAGGAAAUUUCAUAAAUAUAUUUAAUAGAAGAUGUUAAUUCAUCAUAUGUAAGUCAAUAGGUAAGUUAUCUUAUAAAUCAAUAUGAAUUUUUGAACAUAUUUUUCUUCGGAAUCAAAACCAAUGGAAGAGUUUACCUUGAAUCAAACUCAUUCUAUGCAUAAAUUAGUUUAUCAAUAUUCCUUGAGGAUCGAAAAGAAUUUGCCGUUAGAAUUAAACAAACAUGGCUUCUAUCAGAAUAAUGAAUGAAGGCAUUUUAAUAAGAAUAAUUUUUAUGUAAGUGGUGUAAUAUCGAGAAAUAUACAGUUGAUUUUCGGUAUCUCGAACACCAAUAUUUCGAAUACCGUGGAUAUUUUGAAGUGAUUUGGAAGUCCCAACUGCUUAUUCUUUAAGUAUUUUUCCCUCGAUCGAUAUCUCGAAUCAUCGGAUAUCUCGAAGUUCUUUUCCUGGACCUUUCUCAUCAAGUUCGAUAUAAUGAGGUUAACUGUAUUUUGAAUGUAUCUGUCAGAAUUAACUGACCUCUAAUAAGGCCUUGCAGAACUAUAAUUAUGGUGAAGUGCUGUGAUUGAUAAAUAUAUCUUAUGAUCGUUACAUCUUUGGACCGCUUUCUAGGCACUGCUAAUUGAUUGAACAAAAUUUUCUAAUGAAUGAUUUGUUUUGUAUCUUGUUCUAUUAGAUUCUUUUCUUUUACUUGGUUGACAGUAAAACUUGCUCAGAUAAUUGGCAAUCAUUGGGUACCGGAUAUAGUUACUGAAUCUAUAACGUCUCGUUCGAUUUUUUUAAGUUUCGUACAUAGGUAAAAAGAUGAAUACCGAAAGUAUUUGAAAUUAUAAUAGUUUUUUUCCCUGGAAAGCAGUGCCAUCAUUAUGUUUUGUAUAUAUUUUAUCGUUCGUAUUUUAGCUGUACAUAUCAGAACUAAGCCGUCCAUUAUAUAUUGUUUUAUUAUUGUAUUGAUAUGACUUAUUAUGUACUCCCCACCAUUCCAAACUUAAGUAAUUUUAUGGAUGUGCUUAAAUCCUGUGCUGUUUUAUUGAUGAUCAAAUGAUUAUUGCUGUUUAAUCAUAUCCUCUACAGUAUUCUACAGUAUUCUGUGUAUUUACAUUGUGUUAUUUAUGUUUUACUUUAUAUCUGAAUAAUUUGUUUGUUACUUAUGAUGAUAAUGGAUUGUUCAAGGUUAAAGACUGUCAUUUCAAUAUGAGUAGGUGAUUUUUACAAAUUAUGAUAUGAUCAUCCUUGUUAAUUUUAAUUCACUUAGUAAGUCCCGUGUAGGUACAUAAUUUUUUCCUUUUCUUCCCAUUUUGUAAUUUAUAUUAUCGAAUACAGUUGUUUAUUGCUUCAUCACAUAUUAAUUAAGGUGAUCUAAUGCCGUAUAACGUUUCAGUAGACAUACUCGUUUAAGGAAAAUUAAUGCAAAUCUGCAAUAGGAACUACUAAUGUUGAAAUAAUACUCAUACUGAUAGAAGCUUAACAAAGAUUUUAAAAAGCAUUUCGUAAUUUCAACCACAUUUUGCUAUAACUUAUGCAUGUAUAUUCUAAUU